Molecule: messenger RNA, 2888 nt
Organism: Chara braunii
Lineage: Eukaryota; Viridiplantae; Streptophyta; Charophyceae; Charales; Characeae
Source: the annotation of a GenBank genome assembly
GCUGUUACAACAGUGGCUAUGGAGGUGGAUACAACAACUACAGGUGGUCCUGGUAUUCAUAGCCAAGGGAUAGAAACGAGAAGGUUGAGAAGAUGUGGAGCUGGAUGUAAGAAGAAAUGGAGGAAAGACAACGGAUUAAGAAGGAGAGAGAAGCAAUUAUUAAAAAGGAGCAGGAAGAGAAGAAGAAGAAAGAGGAUGAGGAGAAGCGACUGGCUGAGAUUAAAGACAAAGAAGAUUUCAAGACAAGUAUCGGGAAGAUGGUUGAAAGUCAGAUGAGGAGCGUAUGUGAAGAAGUUCUGGGAAGAAGAACAGGUGAAGGGGAACGACCUUUACUUGCGACAACUGCGGAGAUCUGUCGGCGGACAGAUGCCGAGGCGGCCAAGAGUCAAGACAAUAUUGAACUGCUUAGGAAGGACGAGGAGAUUACUAGACUGAAGCAGGCGAUGGCGGAAAUGCAAAGGCAGACCUCCCGUCCGAAUCAAUCAGAGCAAGAGCUAAUUUCGCUGAAGAUGGAUAACCAGCACUUGAUUCAGGAUGUUAUUAGCCUCAAAGAGCAAGUUGGUGAACUUGUCAGAGCGGUGAAACCAACGCUUGGGGGGACGGUGGCUGGUGGCUCGACGCCAACGACAGCUGAAGGAAUAGGGAAAACAAGGAACGAGCCCACCCAUGGGGACUACGUCAAGUUGGCUAAUGCCUACAGGAAGCUCAGAGACGAUAAAGAUAUGGCUGAGCAGGAGGUGCAAGCUCUGAAGGAGGGGAUUAACAAAAUUGGAGCUGCAACCACCACCCCUACGAGUGCUAAGAGAAAGAGGACUCUGCGAAAAAGCGUGUCUCCGCCUGCCAAUUUGCGUAUUCGGAUGAGUAAGGCAACUAGUCCAGCCAGGAAAGCGGAGACCAGUGAGAGGACGCAAGUGAAUGUGGAAUUUGUCAAAAUGAAGAACGAGACGUGUGAGGUUUUUAAGAAGAGAGUAUGCAUCGAGCUGUCGAAAUUGAAGAAGAAGGAGAUUGAGAAGCUAUGUGAGCACGAAAAGCUGGAAUACGUGACAAUUAGGACAUUUGCAGCAGAGAUUGCCGAUAUCUAUACAGAUCGGGCCUUUGGGAAACGAAACGAUCCUCCUACUAUCGACAACACCGAGGCAUCCCAAGAUUCCGAAGACGUGAUGAAGGAGGAUGCUGAGGCCAUCCAAAAGAAGAUCAUGGAGGCUAAUUUUGACUUCAAUGACUUCUUGAAGCAGACAAAAAUGAUGGCUAAAAUGGGAAGCAUGAGCGGCCUUCUAAAGAUGAUACCUGGCAUGAACAAGGUAACACCUCAACAGGUCAGAGAAGCGGAGAAGAGCUUGAAAAUAAUGGAGUGCAUGAUUCAGUCAAUGACUCAAAAGGAAAGAAGCAACCCUGAUCUUCUGGCAUCCUCACCAUCAAGAAGGCGACGGGUGGCAAAGGGCUCAGGAAGAACUCAAGAACAGGUGAGCCAGCUUGUUUCACAACUGUUCCAGAUGAGAAUGAAGAUGAAGAACUUGGCGAACAUCAUGCAGGGUAAAUCUAUCCCUGGCCUAGAGCAGAUGGAAGGGCUGCUCGGUUCUCGUAAGCCAAAGCCUGGCACUGCCAAGAGAAAGAAGCGCCGAACAGGAGAAGGGCUUGCGACGGCGCAGGGAUUUGCAUCCAAGCCAUCAGGGUUUGGUUCUAAGAAUUGAUAUUUAUUAGGGGGAUGGAGGCAUGUAAAUGAAACAUGUUGAGGAGGGGAAAAAAUAAGAAGUAUGAAGAUCGCCACUCUUUUCCCUUGGAAUUGGAAGAUUGCUAUUGAUUCGGAACUAAUUUCAAUGGUGCCACUGCAAGCCUGAUGGCGAGCUUUGAAUUGCAUCCUGAGUCUUUGUGUAUGUCCAGCAUCAUGGUUGUAGGAGCAGGAUCAGCGUCAGGAUCACUUUCUGGCAAUUGAUAGCAGUCUUGGAAUUCCGGUCACGAUAAGUGGUGCAAAAUCACAUCCUUCAUCAUCCUUGGCACUACUACUUUCUCAGCCUGGUGACCCUCGUCAUCCUCUUUCCCCUGUUCCAUCUGUUUCACUUGUCUUACCCAUUGGAACACCCAAGUUGUUCACAAUUCCACUCUGCACUCUGCAUGCUCCCACAGUUAGUUGUCUUUCCUGUGUGUGUGUGUGUGUGUGUGUGUGUGUGCAAGUGUGGAACCUUGUGUGUGGGACUGUCUGUGUUUGGAACUGUCUGUGUUUGCAACUGUGUUUGGAACUGUGUUUGGAACUGUGUACAAGAUGGACCCGUUUUCCAGCAGGUGCAGCUGCCCACCAAUCGAUGGAGCUCCUAGAGGAGGGUACUACGGGGCGCUGCUCUUAUCACACCUCGUAGUCCCCCCCAGCAGACUUAAAAAAAGGAAGGAGGGAAAGAAGACGACGACGAAGAAGAAGUGUUUGGAUUGUGUGGGGAACUGUGUUUGGAACUGUGUUGGAACUGUGUGGAACUGUGUUUGGAACUAUGUGUGGAACUGUGUGCGCGGAACUGUGUGUGUGGAACUGUGUUUGGGACUGUGUUUGUGUGCAUGUGCGUUUUGAUUCCAUAAAAUGACAGGUGAGGUUGUGGUGGAGGACACCAACUGCUCACCCUAGUUACAGGGGGGCAAAUGCCAAUGCUACUGAUGGUGAUAAGGAAAGGCCGCUGAUCCUGGAUCAUUGUCGAGUGCAGGGUGCUCCAUGUAUAUCUGGUUGAGCAGGAAGUGCUCGCACACCCGUCUUCCAAUCUAGGGGCCUAGCUCAGUCGGUACACCCAUGAACUGUUGAUAUGCUGACUCAAGUUCAAAUCCAGGUCCUGGUAUCUCAAGGUAUCUCACGGUAUCCCCCGUCUUCACAUAUGGUUCAUAAUUCACCUUGUAUCGUCAUGGGACGC